Messenger RNA from Paramuricea clavata, 905 nucleotides. The record is from the annotation of a GenBank genome assembly. Lineage: Eukaryota; Metazoa; Cnidaria; Anthozoa; Malacalcyonacea; Plexauridae.
AUGGCUCGUUUGGGUAGUUAUCUAAGGAUUAUUAUAUACACGAUAGCUUUUGGUAUGGGGAUCGAUUGUAAAGAUACUUAUCGCAGUAUUCAUUUUGGCCCUCCUAAGACAGUAGAAUUGCUGGUACAAGAAUCUGGUCGAAUUGGUAGGGAUGGAAAGCAGUGUAUUUCCUAUAUUUUACACAAUGGGCUGCUAAGUAGUCACUGUAAUGGCCAAAUGAAGCAGCUGAUGCAGACCCAAUCAUGUCGGCGAGAGUAUAUUGUAAGUCUGUUCUCUGUUACUAAUAAUAAAACAAGUGAGAAAAACUGCCUGUGUUGCGAUAACUGUGCUUUGCUUUGUCAAUGCAACAACUCAAUUCAAACAAUGGAAUUUGGAAAGAAUGCAGAUGUAAGGUCCUAUAGCAGUAUUCCAGCUAAAACAAGACCAGUGUCUGAUGCCCAGCGACAGGAACUGCAUCAGAAACUUUUAACCUAUAGAAAAACACUACUUCCAAAAAGUGUUACAGAAUUCAUGCCAGUUGGUGCUCCUAAUGUGUUUUUGAAUUUAGUCAGUUUCAAAUUAGUCUGGUUUUGAAUAACUGUGAACACCUGUUUACCCUGGCUGAUAUAUUGGAACAUGUUGAGAUUUGGCGACAUGUCCAUGCAAAUAAUGUUUUAUUUGCACUUCAUGACACAUUUGGUGACAUAAAUAAGGAUGAUAUUCCACUGUUAUUAGAAGAAGAAUUCCAGGAAAUCGAGGUCCUUGCUACAGAUUGGGAAUUUGUAAGAGAUGACUCAACUUUAAAUGACUUACAGAGCAGUGUGCUUAGUGACUUGGAAACCUCAGUGGAAAACAGUUUGGCAAAUUCUGUAACUAAUGAACAUAGCAUGAGUGAGAUAUUUUCCAGUUUGGCCAGUACUGCAGAG